AGUCUUGGGCCGCAUAUGUUGGUGAACUUCUGGAGAAAAAGCAAGACUAUCACUUAUGGUGCCUGCGUGGGUGAGUUAUACAUCUCUCUUGCUCUGGGCUCCACGGAGUGUGUUUUGUUGGCUGUCAUGGCCUAUGAUCGCUAUGCCGCCAUCUGUCAUCCACUGCGUUAUACUACCAUUAUGAGCCAUUCUCUGUGUUUCACAAUGGCUGCUAUCUCAUGGGGAAGUGGCUUCAGCAAUUCAGUAGUACAGACAGUCAUGACCCUUAGUCUUCCACGUUGUGGACAGAACCAGAUAGACAACUUUUUCUGUGAGGUACCAGCCUUGAUCAAAUUGGCCUGCGUGGACACCUCUGUUAAUGAAGCAGAGCUCUUUGUCUCAAGUGUGGUGAUCCUUCUACUACCUCUGGGUCUCAUAGCAAUCUCUUACAGCUACAUUGCUGCUGCUGUACUGAGGAUCCGCUCAGCUGAAGGGAAGCGGAAGGCCUUCAACACCUGUGCCUCCCACUUGAUGGUGGUGUCACUCUUCUAUGGCUCAGCUAUUUGUGGUUAUCUCCGAUCUCCGUCCAACUAUUCCCGUGACCAAGGCAAGAUUGUUUCCCUCUUCUAUACCUUUGUCAACACCAUGCUUAAUCCACUGGUCUACACUCUGAGGAACAAAGAGGUACAUAAAGCCAUUCAAAGAAUCAUAAAGAUCAAGAAUAAAGAUGAUCAAUAA
Protobothrops mucrosquamatus (brown spotted pit viper) is the source of this 717-nucleotide messenger RNA. Its product is annotated as olfactory receptor 2B2-like. Lineage: Eukaryota; Metazoa; Chordata; Lepidosauria; Squamata; Viperidae. Gene Ontology annotation, biological process: G protein-coupled receptor signaling pathway. The record is from RefSeq and is a predicted model, not a curated record. Gene Ontology annotation, cellular component: membrane. Gene Ontology annotation, molecular function: G protein-coupled receptor activity; olfactory receptor activity. The transcript has a single exon. Bases 16 to 717 code for a protein of 233 amino acids.